Messenger RNA from Tarenaya hassleriana, 1547 nucleotides. RefSeq names its product protein trichome birefringence-like 33. The transcript has 6 exons. Gene Ontology annotation, cellular component: Golgi apparatus. The coding region runs from base 43 to 1431 and encodes 462 amino acids. NCBI's taxonomy places the organism in Eukaryota, Viridiplantae, Streptophyta, Magnoliopsida, Brassicales, Cleomaceae. Gene Ontology annotation, molecular function: O-acetyltransferase activity. The record is from RefSeq and is a predicted model, not a curated record.
CCCCCCAAAUGGCUUUUCUCUUAUUGUGUCCCUCGCAAUUUCAUGAUUUCCCUUCCCCCUAACGCUUAUAAAAUUUCCAUUUCUAUUCACAUUUUUGGCACUCGUCUCUUUCCUGACACCAACAAAAAAGAAAAAGAAAAAGAAACGACAAACAUGGUGAAACCUUCGUCACCGGUUUCUUCACUCUCUGCACCUUCUCUUCCGAGAAAAGCCCGUCUCUCUCCUUACCUCUUGACGCUUCUAAUGUUCAUACUGUUCGUCGCCGUCCUCUAUGGCGAAGAUUUCAUGUGUAUCUUCGGCCAGCUCGAGCCCCGCCUCCCCCGGCCGCUCUCCCGAACCACCGAGGGGAAGGAGAAGAAGUAUCCGUUUGCAGUGGGAAAAACGCCGGAAGGGUGUGACGUAUUCAGCGGGAGAUGGGUUCGGGACGAGACGAGCAGACCUCCGUACGAGGAAUGGGAGUGUCCGUACAUCCAGCCACAGCUGACGUGUCAGGAACACGGCCGUCCGGACAAGGACUAUCAGUUCUGGCGGUGGCAGCCACACGGCUGCGAUCUCCCCUCAUUCAACGCUACGAUGAUGCUGGAGACGUUGAGAGGGAAGAGGAUGAUGUACGUAGGCGACUCGUUGAACAGAGGAAUGUACGUUUCAAUGGUCUGCCUUCUUCAUCGGCUCAUCCCCGACGACCAGAAAUCCAUGGAAACCUUUGACUCCCUCACUGUCUUCACCGCCAAGGAGUACAAUGCAACGAUAGAAUUCUACUGGGCACCUUUUCUCCUGGAAUCGAAUUCAGACGACGCGAUUGUCCACAGAAUCUCAGACAGGAUCGUGAGGAAAGGAUCGAUAAACAAGCACGGAAAACACUGGAAGGGCGUGGACAUCAUCGUGUUCAACACCUACCUCUGGUGGAUGACCGGCUUGAAGAUGAAGAUCCUGCAAGGGUCGUUCGACGAUGAAGAGAAGGUGAUAGCAGAGGUCCCGACGGAAGAUGCAUACAGGAUGGCGAUGAAGAGUAUGUUGAGAUGGGUGAAGAGGAACAUGGAUCGUAAGAAAACUAGGGUUUUCUUCACCAGCAUGUCUCCCACUCAUGCCAAGAGCAUAGACUGGGCAGGGGAACCGGGCAAGAACUGCUACAACGAGACAACGCUGAUAGAAGAUCCAAACUACUGGGGAUCAGACUGUCGGAGAAGCAUAAUGGAAGUGAUCGGAGAAGUGUUGGGAAAAUCCAAGAUUCCGGUGAGUUUCCUGAACAUAACGCAGCUUUCGAGCUAUCGGAAAGACGCUCACACGUCGAUAUACAAGAAGCAGUGGAGUCCAUUGACGAAGGAGCAGCUGGCCAAUCCAGUGAGCUACGCAGAUUGCGUGCACUGGUGUCUCCCUGGUCUCCAAGAUACUUGGAACGAGCUUCUCUUCGCCAAGCUCUUUUACCCUUAGACAACAACAACAAAGAAAAAAAAAACUAUGUAUUUUGUGGGGUUUUAGGGCAGAUGUAAAGUGUGUUUUAUUCGUGGAAGUCAUUGAAUUGAUUCGUUUCCAAUUUGUGUUUCAUC